ACGCUAUCUGAACGAAACGAAAUUAAAUAUGCAGAUGUCUUUUGAACAGCAUAACGGGGAUUUUGCCCAGAUGUUGGCAGCGGCUGGUGUUGGUGAUAUUGGUGAACCAGAGGCAAAGAUGAUCAAACUGGAAGACGGUAUGAAAGAUCCAAACUUCUCAAGGAGAAGCCCCUCUCCAAUGCCAGUUUUUGCUGAACAAAAUGGGCCUGUGUUGGCGGGUCCAGGUGCCAAGAAAGAUGGUCCACAUGGGUUACCUAGGUUGACUGAAGGACAGCAGGAUUUCUUGACAAAAGCCAAAAAAUAUGCAAUGGAACAAAGUAUCAAGAGUGUGCUGGUGAAACAAACACUCGCUCAUCAACAGCAGCAAAUGACAAAUUUACAAAUGGCAGCUCAGAGGCAGCGUGCGUUAGCUUUGAUGUGCCGUGUUUAUGUGGGAUCCAUCAAUUUUGAACUAAGAGAAGACACCAUCAAGCAAGCAUUUCUUCCAUUUGGUCCAAUCAAGAACAUCAAUCUGUCUUGGGAUCCAGUUACAAUGAAACAUAAAGGUUUUGCUUUUGUUGAGUAUGAUUUACCAGAAGCAGCUCAGUUGGCAUUAGAACAGAUGAAUGGUGUUAUGAUUGGUGGACGUAAUAUCAAGGUGGGACGUCCUAGCAACAUGCCUCAAGCACAGCCUAUUAUUGAUCAAGUGAUGGAGGAAGCGAAGCAGUACAAUAGGAUAUAUGUUGCAUCAGUUCAUCACGAUCUGUCAGAAGAGGAUAUCAAAAGCGUUUUUGAAGCCUUUGGCAAAAUAAAGAUGUGUAUGCUAUCAACUGAUUCUAUUCCAUCCAAACAUAAGGGCUAUGGUUUCAUAGAGUAUGAGAGAAACCAAUCUGCACAAGAUGCAAUAGCUUCUAUGAAUUUAUUUGACUUAGGUGGACAGUACCUAAGGGUUGGAAGGUUUGCCACAUCAAAACAUAAAAAUGUGAUCUUCUUUGUUUUACAGGCAUUAGAUGCAGUAGCUGGUAUAACUGGCAGUGCAGCACCACCUGCUUUACCUUCACAAAGUUUAAUGCCAAAUAUCGUCACUGCUUCCCCAUCUGGAUUUUCAUCUCCUGGGCUAUUUCAACAGGCUGUGUUAGCUUCAAAUGCACCUGGUGUUAUUACAGGUGUUACACCAGCCAAGACUACUGCAGCUUCAACACCGUCAGCAACAACAAUAGCAGCAGCAGCAGCUGCCAUUCAAGAGAAAAAAGAAAAAGAGGAAGAAAAAGAAAAAGCCGAGAAUGAACUCCCUCAGACACUUAGUGAACAGGAGAAUGUUUCAAUAUCUGGGAGUAGUGCGAGGCAUAUGGUGAUGCAAAAAUUACUUCGGAAAACUGAGUCCAGGGUGAUGGUUCUACUGAACAUGGUUUCGAUAGAAGAUUUAGACGAUGAACUUGAAGGUGAGGUGACAGAAGAAUGUGGAAAAUUUGGAAAUGUUAGUCGGGUUAUUAUUUAUCAAGAAAAACAAGGCGAAGAAGAAGAUGCUGAAGUUAUUAUAAAAAUAUUUGUGGAAUUUUCUUUGCCCAGUGAGGCUGAAACAGCAAUAGCAUCAUUGAAUGGUCGGUGGUUUGGAGGACGGCUAGUGAAAGGAGAGACAUACGACCAAGCAAAAUUUGAUGCAGGGGACCUAUCAGGGUAGAUUGAAGUUCUUAGCAGAUCUCAAGAAAUUUACAUUAUAUUGCCUUCACACGUCCUUCCACAGAGCAUAGUUCGCUACCUUCUGUUGACUGUAUGAAGCCUGUUAGUUACGGAUUAGAUGAGCGUGUUGAAAGGAUGUUGCAUUUGAAGGAAGCAACUCUACGCAACAGUUACUAUCGCCGAUGUGUAUCAUAGAAUUUUUAAUGUUA
This is a messenger RNA of Saccoglossus kowalevskii, 1868 nucleotides long. RefSeq names its product poly(U)-binding-splicing factor PUF60-like. Gene Ontology annotation, molecular function: RNA binding. The record is from RefSeq and is a predicted model, not a curated record. Lineage: Eukaryota; Metazoa; Hemichordata; Enteropneusta; Harrimaniidae. Gene Ontology annotation, cellular component: precatalytic spliceosome; catalytic step 2 spliceosome. Gene Ontology annotation, biological process: regulation of alternative mRNA splicing, via spliceosome; mRNA splice site recognition; alternative mRNA splicing, via spliceosome.